Molecule: messenger RNA, 228 nt
Organism: Gongylonema pulchrum
Lineage: Eukaryota; Metazoa; Nematoda; Chromadorea; Rhabditida; Gongylonematidae
Source: the annotation of a GenBank genome assembly
AUGCGCAUCAUUCAUGGGAAUGGUUAUUCCGAUGAGGAUAAACGUGCUCACAUCCGCCUCGUCUAUCAGAACAUUUUCAUGGCAAUUCAGGCCAUGAUUCGUGCCAUGGAUACGCUCAAUAUUCCCUAUGGCGAUCAAUCUUCCGAAGUACGCAUUUUUUUUCUCUCUCUCUGCAUUUUUGCCUCUAAAUUUACGUUUCUCUUUUCGCUAUUUCGGAUAACUAUGUAA